GAGAUUGGUUCAUUUCUCACAUCAACUAGAUAAUGGAGCCUUCUAAAUAUUCCGCACUUUCUUCUUCAUCAUCAUCAUCCUCCUCUUCUGAUGAUAGUGAUGAAGAAAUAGCCAUAGCCACACUUGUAGGUCUCUAUGAGGCAAAUAAUGGCUUAAUGCUAGAAAUGGUGAGAGAAAAUACAAGAAAACGCAAGCAAUGGGGAGGCUCUGUUCCGGGACGGAAAUACUACCGACGCGAAAGAGUAGCGGGUCACGAUCGACUAGUUGCGGAUUAUUUUUCUGAAUAUCCAGUUUUCUCGCCAUCGGUAUUUCGUAGACGCUUUCGGAUGAGACGUGAUCUAUUUGUGAGGAUUCUAAAUGCUAUUGAAGAACAUAAUCCCUACUUUGUUCAAAAGCUAGAUGCAUGCCAGGUACGCGGAUUAUCCUCCCUUCAAAAAAUAACAUCCUCAAUGAGAAUGCUCGCCUAUGGAAUGCCGGCUGAUGCAACUGAUGAGUACUUACGUUUAGGAGAAAGCACUACAAUUGAAUGCUUCAACCAUUUUUGUCAAUUGAUUAUCGAAAAAUUUGGCGAUGUGUAUUUAAGAUCUCCAACGGCAGAUGACGUUAGUAAAUUGCUUGCUGUUGGGGAGGCUCGCGGAUUUCCCGGAAUGUUAGGAAGUUUGGACUGCAUGCAUUGGGAGUGGAAGAAUUGUCCGACGGCAUGGAAAGGUGCCUAUUGCGGUCAUAUUAAAAAACCUACAAUGAUUCUUGAAGUCGUUGCUUCUUAUGACUUGUGGAUUUGGCAUGCCUUUUUUGGAAUGCCAGGAUCCCACAAUGAUCUCAAUGUCUUAGAUCGUUCUCCUCUUUUUGAUGAACUUGUCCAAGGGCGAGCUCCUCCCGCUAAUUACUCUAUCAAUGGACAUGCCUAUAAUAUGGGAUACUAUCUAGCGGAUGGCAUAUAUCCUCCAUGGGCAACAUUGGUUCAAACUAUUUCGUCUCCUCAAGGAGCCAAAAAACAGCACUUUUCGAUGAUGCAAGAGUCAACAAGAAAGGAUGUGGAGCGGGCAUUUGGGGUUCUACAAGCACGAUUUGCAAUCAUAAAAGGACCGGCACGGUUUUGGGGUCGAAAAAUGCAUGGGAAAAUCAUGAAGACGUGCAUUAUUUUGCACAAUAUGAUCAUUGAGGAUGAGGGAGAGAGUUGUACUGAUUUUACUUAUACAUCAGAGAGGAACCAACCAGUGGCAAUUUCGCGGGAACGUGAUGAUAAUUUUGAAUCAUUUCUAUCUCGUCAUGUCGGAAUUAGAAACAAGGAUGCUCAUCACACUCUCCGCAAUGACUUAGUUGAGCAUCUUUGGCAACGACAUGGAGAGAUGUAG
Messenger RNA from Rhododendron vialii, 1355 nucleotides. RefSeq lists its product as uncharacterized. The transcript has a single exon. The record is from RefSeq and is a predicted model, not a curated record. The coding region runs from base 33 to 1355 and encodes 440 amino acids. Lineage: Eukaryota; Viridiplantae; Streptophyta; Magnoliopsida; Ericales; Ericaceae.